UCUGCCUGACACAAACUAUUUUUUACUGGUGCCUCUGCUGCAAGUUGUCCUAGACGCUGCUGUCCCCAGCCUAUCUUUGGACUCCAUUUCUGCUGUUCUGGCUGAAGAGUUUAUCACAUUCAUGAACCUUCGACCUCAGUUAAUGAGACUCUCCUCCACCAAGGAUUCCGCCAGUGCCAAUAUAUUGGAGGAAGCAACCUCAAUGUUAGAGCAAAAGGACAGGGACCUGGCCAACAUCAUUCGAGGCAUUUACAGUCAGACAGAGGAGCCUCAGGAACGUUUGCAGAGGGCAUUGCAGCACAUGCUUCAACCAGCCAUCAGUACCAUCUUUGUGGCUUUGCCUCCCUGGAGCUACUUGCACAGAGUACCAGUACCUCCAAGAACCAGCCCUCAGGACAGAAGACAGGCAAGAGCGGAGCGUGAGAUGCUCCAAAGGCAGCACAUGGAGAGACUGAAACAGGAAGAAAGGUUGCAAAGGUUUAGAGAAGAGGAACAAAAGAGGCAACAAGAGGGCAAACUACUACUGCUUCUGGAAGAGACUAAAGGAACCUUUGAAGCACAAAGGGUCUAUCUGGAAGAACAACUAUCACAGGAGAAACAAUUGCGCUAUGAAAUACAGAGGAAGGCAGAGGCACAGAUCAGUGGGCUGCAAGCUGAAAUCAAACGACUCAUGGAGAAGAGGCUUUCUAUUGAUGCAUACUCAGAGGGAAGCCUCAUAGCACCUGCACCUUCGCUGCAGUCCCUGACUCCAUCUCAGAUGUUGCAUCCUCAACCUUCCCCAGUACAACCACCACCUCCUACAGUUACAGAUGGCACAAACAGGACCAGGGAAAUUCAUGGCAAAGCAGCAAAAACCAUAACAUUGGAUCUACUUGAACAGCUAAUGCAGGCUGCAAACACAAUUGCUAAUGGGAGCAAUGCAGCUGAGCAGGAUUCUUUGAAUGCAGCUACCAAAGAACAUCUUCGGAACUACAACCAAGACUGCAAAAAUGCAGAGAAAACAGAGAAAGCAUUCCAGAACCCAAAAGACAACUAAGGGAAAAAUUAACUGCAGCUAUCAGAA
Molecule: messenger RNA, 1063 nt
Organism: Mauremys reevesii (Reeves's turtle)
Lineage: Eukaryota; Metazoa; Chordata; Testudines; Geoemydidae
Product: translation initiation factor IF-2-like
Exons: 12
Coding region: 122-1036 (304 amino acids)
Source: RefSeq, a predicted model, not a curated record